Messenger RNA from Fraxinus pennsylvanica, 2511 nucleotides. NCBI's taxonomy places the organism in Eukaryota, Viridiplantae, Streptophyta, Magnoliopsida, Lamiales, Oleaceae. The record is from the annotation of a GenBank genome assembly.
AUGCAAGUGGCGGUGGAUUUCAAUUGGUUCCUGCAAUUCAUAGUUGCACCAUUCUUGGUGGCUUUUGGGUUGCUCCAACUUCUGAGAAACUCCGCCUCCAAGUACUUCGUUGUCGACAACAAUUUUGAGUCGGAUUACUCGUUCGAUCGCAACAAGUGGAAGAUGGCGGUCGCCGAUCGUUGCAUCGUCUGUGAAAGUAGAACCGCGAAACAAUGCGCUGGUUGCAAGAUGGUCAAGUACUGCUCUGAAGCUUGCCAAAAGUCUCACUGGUCUGAACACAAGAAGAAAUGCAAUGAUUUACAAUUGUCUCGUAAAGCUAAUUCUAUGCAAUCCACAUCUAUUUUGAGGGGGAGAAAUGCUUCAUUGGUUCCUACCAGUGGGAGCUCCAAGAUUUUCAAGCACUCGAAAGAAAUACUUUUCCCUUAUGAGGAAUUUGUGGAACUUUUUAAUUGGGAAAAGCCUGGUUUUCCUCCUUGUGGACUCAUAAAUUGUGGAAACAGCUGCUUUGCUAAUGUGGUUCUCCAAUGUCUUGCUUAUACCCGGCCACUUGUUGCCUACUUGUUGGAGAAAGGCCACCGUAAAGAAUGUCUGCAUGAUGAUUGGUGCUUUCUGUGUGAAUUUCAAUCUCAUGUUGAAAGGGCUAGCAAUCUGCAACCAUUUUCUCCAAUUAACAUUCUAUCACGAUUGCCUAAUAUUGGUGGUAAUCUUAACUAUGGGAAACAGGAGGAUGCUCACGAGUUCAUGAGGUUUGCUAUUGACACAAUGCAAACUGUGUGCCUUGAUGAAUUUGGUGGAGAAAAGGCAGUUCAUCCUAGAUCCCAAGAGACCACCCUUAUUCAGCAUAUAUUUGGCGGUCACCUUCAAUCUCAGGUUAUCUGUACAAACUGCAACAAUGAUUCGAACCAGUUUGAGAACAUGAUGGAUUUAACUGUCGAAAUUCAUGGUGAUGCUGCAACUUUGGAGGAAUGUUUGGACCAGUUCACUGCCAAAGAGUGGCUACAUGGGGAUAAUAUGUAUAAAUGUGAUAGAUGCAAUGAUUAUGUCAUGGCAUGGAAGCGCCUUGUGGUCCGGCAGGCACCCAACAUUCUUACAAUUGCCUUGAAAAGGUUUCAGAGUGGGAGGUUUGGUAAACUCAAUAAGAGGGUGACAUUCCCGGAGACUUUGAAUCUGAACCCUUACAUGAAUGAAUCAGAUGGCAAUGAUGUUUACAAGCUAUAUGCAGUUAUUGUCCAUGUGGACAUGUUAAACGCAUCAUAUUUUGGCCAUUAUAUAUGCUAUGUCAAAGAUUUUUGUGGAAACUGGUACAAGAUUGACGAUUGCAAGGUUGUUAGCGUUGAUUUGGAUGAGGUGCUUUCACAGGGAGCUUAUAUGCUCUUGUAUAACAGGAGCCGUGCUCGCCCAUCAUGCUUACUUCCUGCUGAAUCUACAAGGAAAGCAAAGGAAGAAAUGAAAAUGGAAGUACAUCCAUCACCGAAUCAGCCUGCUGAGUGCUUCUCUCCAGUAGGAUGUCUCGAUAGUCCUGUUGAUUCUGGACCAUCGGCAACUGUUAAUUGUUCAGGGUCAAAUAUUGCAAAGGGUGACGAAGACUUAUCAUCUUCAACUGAUCCUGUAGAAGCUAGAGGGGAUAUGGAGAUUGUGGAUUCUGGAGCAAGUACGUUAAUUGUCAAGGAUGUUGAACGUUUAUACAGUAAUGGAUGCUUUGAUUCACCUGAAGAAGUUGAUUCUAUUGUUGAACAUGCUUAUCAACCAGCCACUGGGAAUAUUUCAGUGAUUUGUACGAGUUCUACUCAAUCUGAAGCUCACAACAUUAAACCAUCCUUCCCCAUGUCUGAUGUUGAGAAUGAAAGUGGGGGCAGCAAAACUGUGAACGAAGGUUUGUCGGCAAGUUUGGGUAAAGAUUAUUCCAAUAUUCAGAACCAUACCUCCCAGAAAGGCAAUGAAGCAGAUGAUGUGUCAGCUAUGGCGUUUUCCAGUGACGGUGUCCACGAAGAAUUGAACUCUACUAAUUUAAUAUCUAUGCUUCAGAUUGCCAAGUCUGAAAAUAAUAUAUCUUCCCUUCAUGAUAUUCAAGCCGUGGCAAGGAAAUCUAAUGGCGGGAUUUAUUCUGGAGCAAAGUUGAAUCCACAUCUUGCUCCUGGUUUUCUUGGCAAACGCCCACGAAAUAUGUGUGUCAAGCAAGAAGGUGUGAGUGAACUGGCGUCCAAUAGUCACCUGAAUAGUCAAACAAAUGGGAUUGUCAAGCCCCAUUUAACACGUCAAAAGGGUUAUUUGUUGCCAGAUGAGGAGAAACAUUAUUCUGGCCGAAUCUAUUCAUCUAAUAAUUUGGAUGGGCAAACUGGGAUGUUUGACAAUGACACUAAAAUGGCCUUCGGUGAAGCUGAUAUGUCUAUAAGCUUACUUAGUGGAGUUGCUAGCGAUCCAAUAAUAUUUUGCAAUGGAACCAAAAUUGACAAAGCCAAUGAAAGGCUAAGGGUAGGAGGACAAAAUCUGAUUUAUCGUGGCAAAUCCUAA